Messenger RNA from Uncinocarpus reesii 1704, 591 nucleotides. RefSeq lists its product as uncharacterized. Lineage: Eukaryota; Fungi; Ascomycota; Eurotiomycetes; Onygenales; Onygenaceae. The transcript has a single exon. The record is from RefSeq and is a predicted model, not a curated record. Bases 1 to 591 code for a protein of 196 amino acids.
AUGGCCGGCCAGCUCGCUUAUCUCGAAAAACCUCCUCUCCCCUAUGUACCCGGCCAACGCUUUACCGUCCGCGCGCACAGUCCGCUGUCUCUCCUCCCACCGAAAAGGGGGGAGUAUGACUUGAGCCCGGAGGCUAACAAGGAACGAGAAAGGCUCUCUCCCCUUCAGCGGUGUCUCUUACAUCCACCGAAUGGCGGGUCGUUUGGGGAAUCUACCGUUGAGUUUGAGAUCUCGCAUGGGAUCCGACAUGGCAAGGAUCAUUUCUCCCAGAUUGUCGCCGUCAACAUUCUAGCAACCUCCUCCAAAAGCCCGAAAGCCCUGCAAAACGUCACCAACGCAGUGGCCAAGAUCUACGACCCUCUGUAUAUCGACCACUUUGACGACGACCAUGACCCCUUUGUGUAUGUUGAGCGUGGCUAUGCAACCAAGGUAGCCGUGUACAAGCGACUUGCCAGCCUCCAAGGCACAGUGAUUCCCAUUCUCUACGGAUCGUAUGCACUUGACCUCCCUAUUGACGGAUCAACUCGCAGCGUUCGCCUCAUCUUGAUGGAGCAUGUCCAAGGCCUUUCUAUGAUGUAUCUCAAACCGUAA